AGAUUUUUCACUCACUAUAUAUAUAUAUAUCAACAUUCAACACACACUUCAUCACACAAUUCACAACCUUGUAUAUUUUUCACUCACUUUUUUGUCUACUCUUCUAGCACAAUGGUCCAAUCUCAACAAUUUAGCAGUGGAAUAGAGGUUGCAACAUUUGUGACAAGUUCUGGUCUUCUUCGAAAAUUAUGGAAUGUCAAUGAUGCAAACAUUGUUUCAAAUGUUGUUGGUAAUAAUGGACUGUCAUGGAAAGUUUAUAAAGAACAAGAUACUGAUGGGACAAUUGUAGCAUUUGAGACCGCACCGUCGAAUUCUGCCAAUCUUCAAUCUGAAUUGGUUUCAUCUACUGAACUCAAGGAGAAGAAUUUCCUUCAUUUUCAGUUUUUGAGUACUAAAGCAAAUCCUCUUUUUCAUCUUAACAUUGCAGCAGUUUCACUCUUCUUUGAAAAUCAUCAAGGGCUUGAUCAAUUGAAAUCUGAGGUUAAUAGCUCACCUAAGUUGAUAAUCACUGGACUUGCUCUUGGAGGAUCAAUUGCUUCACUCUUCACUUUAUUACUAUUAGAUGGAUUUGACUCAAGAAAGAAAAAACCUCUUUGCAUUACCUUUGGUUCUCCACUAAUUGGUGACAAAGGAUUGCAAAAUUCCAUAUCACACAGUUCUUCAUGGAAUUCUUGUUUUCUUCAUGUUGUUUCUUCCAAUGAUCCACUUCCAAGGAAGUUCAUCACAGAUCAUACUAGUUCUUACGUGCCCUUCGGAACAUUUCUCGUCUGUCAUGAUACAUAUUCUACUUGUUUUGAGAAUUCUGAUUCUGUUUUAGCAGUUCUUGAGACGUCAAUCCAUGACCAAAGUCAAGUGUUUGGUUCUGUGGAGUAUCGAAAUAUUGUUGAAAUACUCCAUCGCAAAGCGAUUUGGAAGGACACCGCAAAUCAGGUUCAAGGCAUGAAUUAUUCUGAUUCACUACAGGCAUGUAUCGGCUUGCAAUUGUUGACACUAGGAUUGAUACCACAUAUGCAGCAGCAGCAGCAACAGGAAAUUGACAUCAUUACUUUGGUAGAAAAGAUGGAGAAUCUAGAGAAAAAUUUCAUCAAGCAGAAGAGGGAAAAAUUUGAUCCAUCAAAGAAAUUGAAUUUAAUGAAGAUAAACAUGGCUGAACUUGAGAUGUACAAGACGAAUUCGAAAAAUAGGAACAUAGGGUACUAUGAUAGCUACAAGAAAAUGAACUCAACAGAUGACCAUGAUGUAGUUACACGCCACAAAAAACUCUCAAACUAUUGGAAAAAAAUGGUUCAAGAUUCAUUGAUGAAGCCUCAGAAAGAAGGUGCGUCCCUUCGUACACGCUGGCUCUAUGGCGGAACAACUUACAGGAGAAUGGUUGAACCAUUAGAAAUAGCUCAAUUCUAUCUCAAUGGUGGUAAAGACUAUGUGACAACAGAAAGAUCUAGUCACUACAAACAAUUGGAGGAUUGGCUUGUAGAAGCAGCAGCAACAACAACUAGUUCAAAUGUUACUAAAGAUAAAGUGGAAUCAAUUUUAACUCUAGAUUCUUGCUUUUGGGCAUAUGUUGAAGAGGCUCUUAUUUCAUGCAAAAAAUUGGAUGAAAAACUUAGUGACAUUGAAAAGGAUGAGGCAACAAGAAAAUUGGUUGAAUUUGAGAAUUAUGUGUAUGGAUUGCUCAAGGAAUAUGCAGUGUCACCAGAGAUUUUCCUUAGUGAAAGUAGCUACAUGGCAUGGUGGAGUCAAUAUAAGAAAAUUAAAGCAGCUUCAUAUGGUUCAAAACUCACAAAUUUUAUGAGCAAUGCUUAUAACUAUAAUGUGCAAUAUGUUGGUGGAACUUAUAAAUUUGAUUGAAGAACUGUCACCUAUGAAGCAUGGGGAUUAGGCGUGUCCUGUGUCGGAUAUGUAUUGCUGUCUGACAUCAACACCAACGCGACACCUAUAAUUACACUAAAUUAUAUCAUUUUCUUAAAUUAUUGUUCGUGUCGGCGUGUCGGUGUCCGUGUCAUGUCCGAUGUCCGUGUUUGUGCUUCAUAGAUUAUCAUAUCCUUGUGGUUUAGCUAUGUAUAAUAAAUGAAAUUCUAUCACCUUAGCUGGAAUUAUUGUAAUUUUUCAUUGAUGAGUGUGAUUUAAGAUUGAAUAUUGUAAGAAUGGUCUCCACUUUCUAUAUAACUUAUUUCAAGAAAUUAUUUCAA
Molecule: messenger RNA, 2189 nt
Organism: Medicago truncatula (barrel medic)
Lineage: Eukaryota; Viridiplantae; Streptophyta; Magnoliopsida; Fabales; Fabaceae
Product: senescence-associated carboxylesterase 101
Exons: 4
Coding region: 112-1848 (578 amino acids)
Biological process (GO): defense response; lipid metabolic process
Molecular function (GO): carboxylic ester hydrolase activity
Source: RefSeq, a predicted model, not a curated record